Molecule: messenger RNA, 853 nt
Organism: Benincasa hispida (wax gourd)
Lineage: Eukaryota; Viridiplantae; Streptophyta; Magnoliopsida; Cucurbitales; Cucurbitaceae
Product: CAP (Cysteine-rich secretory proteins, Antigen 5, and Pathogenesis-related 1 protein) superfamily protein
Source: RefSeq, a predicted model, not a curated record
GUGCUAAAACAAGAGUCUCCCCAAAAGUCCAAUUUUCCUAUAAAAUGCCAAUAUGAAUCGGCCCAUCACAGCCUUUUCACUCUCCUCACGGGAACAAAAAUCAAAUCGCAUCGGAAAUGGCGAUUAAUCAAACCUUGCUACCACUUCUAGCCUUCUUGGUACUAUUCCAAAUACUCAUAGACCAGAGUUCGGCGGCGGCGGCGCCUCCAACGGCACCCCUGUCGGCGGCAGCAAGUGAGUAUCUAGAAGCCCACAACAGAGCAAGGGCGGAGGUGGGGGUGGAGCCACUGCAAUGGAGCCAAAAUCUGGCGAAUCUUACAGAUCGACUGGUACGAUUCCAACGCAACCAAAAGGGGUGUGGGUUCGCUGAGCUGAGCGGCAGCCGGUACGGCGGAAACCAGAUGUGGGCAAGGGGACAGAUACUGACGCCGCGGGCGGCUGUGGAGGGAUGGGUUAAAGAGAAGGCGUUUUACAAUCACACGAGCAACACGUGCGUGGGGGAUCACCACUGCGGGGUUUAUACUCAGGUGGUUUGGCGGAAGUCGGCGGAGGUGGGCUGUGCUCAGGCCACAUGCCGGAAGGAAGGGAUUAGUUUGACCAUUUGCUUCUAUAACCCGCCGGGCAACGUCGUCGGUGAAAGUCCUUAUUAGAUAAUGAUCAACCCUUUUCUUUUUGCGUUUUUAAAUGUGAAAGUAAGUUAAAGGAUGAACUUGUUGGAAUGUAAUCUGACGUCGUUUAAUAAAUGCUUUGUUGAAUUUUCUACUUUACUCUCCAUAGCUAGUGUUGGUUGUACUUAAAAUCGUGUGGUAUCUAUCUCAAAAAUAAAUAAAUGAAUAAAAUGGUUUGGUAUGAA